GGCAGGAGGCUCCGCGGUGGCCACCGGAGACAGGCUCCGGGCGGAGGAGCGCGCCUCUCGGCCUUCCCUCCGCUUCCCCGUGUUCCCAGCCUGCCGCCCGAGAGGACCCUAGGAGGCAGGUGGCUUUCUAGAAGAUGACCAUAGAGGACCUUCCAGAUUUUCCAUUAGAAGAAAAUUCUUUGAUUGGAAGAUACCCAUUUUUAUUUUCAGGUUCUGACACACCAGUGAUCUUUUCCAUUUCUGCAGCACCAAUGCCUUCCGACUGUGAGUUUUCUUUCUUUGAUCCUAAUGAUACAUCCUGUCAGGAAAUUCUCUUUGAUCCCAAAACUUCUGUAUCAGAAUUAUUUGCCAUUUUAAGACAAUGGGUUCCUCAGGUCCAGCAAAACAUCGACAUUAUUGGAAAUGAGAUUCUUAAGAGAGGUUGCAAUGUGAAUGACAGAGAUGGACUGACAGAUAUGACUCUUUUACAUUAUACUUGCAAGUCGGGAGCUCAUGGUAUUGGUGAUGUUGAUACAGCUGUAAAAUUUGCAACUCAACUUAUUGAUCUGGGAGCAGAUGUUAGUUUGCGGAGUCGCUGGACAAAUAUGAAUGCUUUGCAUUAUGCUGCUUAUUUUGAUGUCCCUGAGCUUGUAAGAGUGAUUUUGAAGACAUCUAAACCAAAAGAUGUGGAUGCCACUUGCAGUGACUUUAAUUUUGGAACAGCUCUGCACAUUGCUGCAUGUAACCUGUGUGCAGGUACCGUGAAAUGCCUGUUGGAACUUGGAGCAAAUCCCGCAUUUAGGAAUGACAAAGGAGAGAUGCCUGCGGAUGUGGUCCCAGACCCGGUGGAAAUGCCCUUGGAAAUGGCUGAUGCCGCGGCCACCGCCAAAGAAAUCAAGCAGAUGCUGUUAGACGCGGUGCCUCUGUCCUGUGAUGUCUCCAAGCCCCUGCUUCCGAAUUACGAUCCUGUGACUAGCAAGGCAGUGCUUACGUCAGCUGGCCUGAAGCUGGGGGACCGUGUUGUUAUUGCAGGACAGAAGGUUGGAACAUUAAGAUUUUGCGGAACAACUGAAUUUGCAAGUGGGCAGUGGGCUGGCAUUGAGUUGGAUGAACCAGAAGGGAAAAACAAUGGAAGUGUCGGGAAAGUCCAGUACUUUAAAUGUGCCCCCAAAUAUGGUAUUUUUGCACCUCUUUCAAAGAUAAGUAAAGCAAAAGAUCGAAGGAAGAAUACAGUCCACACUCCUUCCACCAAAGCUGUGCCUCUCACAAGGUCCCAGAAAAUUGAUGUAGCUCACGUAACGUCAAAAGUAAACACUGGGUUAAUGCCAUCAAAAAAGGGCAGCGCUUCUGGCUCAACACUUUCAUUGCCUCCUGGUGAGGAGCUGAAAACUGCAACAGAGAAGGAUGUUAACCUGCCUGGAUCCAUCAGCAGCUUGUCCUCUGCCUCUUCCUUGGAACACAGACAGAGCAACCCCAAGAAGCUGAAUGCACGUAGCAACAGCAAGAAGACCAUGAGCAAGAGCCCGUCUGUUUCAUCUCGAGCUAGUGCUGGUUUGAGUUCCUCGGCAACAUCCGUGGCAAACAGUGCCCGCUGUGAGGGAGAGCUCCAGCCUGGAGACAGAGCGCUGGUGGUGGGCCAGAGGCUUGGCACCGUUCGGUUCUUUGGGACAACGAACUUUGCUCCAGGCUAUUGGUACGGGAUAGAGCUGGAGAAGCCGCACGGCAAGAACGACGGUUCCGUCGGAGGCGUGCAGUAUUUUAGCUGUUCUCCAAGAUACGGGAUAUUUGCUCCCCCAUCCAGGGUGCAGAGAGUACCCGAUUCCCUGGACACGCUUUCAGAAAUUUCUUCGAAUAAAAAGAAUCAUUCUUAUCCUGGUUUUAGGAGAAGCUUUAGUACAACUUCUGCUUCUUCCCAAAAAGAGAUUAACAGAAGAAAUGCUUUUGCCAAGUCGAGACCCGCCCUGCGGCGCAGCUGGAGCGGCGCGGCCGCGGGCGGCGCAGAGCGGGGCGCGCGGCUGCGCGAGGGCGCGCAGGUCCUGCUCACCAGCUCCAACGAGAUGGGCACCGUGAGGUACGUGGGCCCCACCGACUUUGCUGCGGGCAUCUGGCUGGGACUUGAGCUCCGAAGCGCCAAGGGGAAAAACGAUGGAGCGGUGGGUGACACACGCUACUUCACCUGUAAGCCGAACCAUGGCGUCUUGGUUAGACCGAGCCGAGUUACCUACCGGGGGAUAAAGGGGUCGAAGCUCGUGGAUGAGAACUGUUGAGUCACACUUCGGGAGUGUUCAGUGAGAGUGUGCGUGUGUACGUGUGCACAUAUACACGUAUAUACAGGAGGUAAAAUAAGGAGCCUGUGGCACAUGGUGACUUUAUUUAGCCAUUAUUUAAUAUUUGAAAAUAUGGCUGUCUUCCUAGAAAUCAUUAGAACAUUCAGAGAGACUCCUUUAAAAAGCUAGCAGUGUGAACUAUGGGAAUGAUGGCUCUCUUAAAACAAUUUUGAAAUGAGCAUGUUAAAAAGCUUUUGAGGCUUUAGACCAAGAAAACUCUGAGACUUACGGAAAAAAGUGUGCCAUUAGGUGAACAGCUGAUGUUGCUUACUCUGUUCCAUUUUUGCACAUAAUAUUGGAUUUAAUUUUUUUGCACGUUUAACUUUCUUAUUGGACAUAUCUCCAAAACACACACAGACACACACAGACAUACGAAGCACUUUUAAAACAUGAUGCACUUUCAUCUUUGCCAUCAUUUCCUCCUGGGAUAUGAAAAAUAUUAAAAGAUUAUAUUUAAGAGAAGAGUGCAAAUUAAGAUGUGUUACAAAGAAUGUAGUGUUCAUUUGUUUAUUCUUGAUUUUUUGUUUUAUUCAUAAAGCUGAUUGUUGUAAAUUCAUCCUGUUACAACGCUGCAGAAUUGUAUCAUGUUUUUAUUUUCCUUGUUGAGCACAUGGUAACAAACUAAGCUUCAUCAUAGAGUGAUGUAAUGCAAAACAUUUGUGUUGUGGAUAGUAUUGAAGUUUAUGGUCCUAUACGUGUGAUGAUUUAUCUCUAAUUGUACAUAUUUAGACUUUAAAUUACAACAGAAAUAUCAGAACAGUUUGCUUUAUAAGAUUAAAAUCAUCUUUCAGAAUGGAGUUUACUUUGUGCUUAGAAAUAAUAUGUUGAACUAUUUUGUAAUACGCUAUUUAAAAUCUAAAUUCUGUUGCUUUGCUGCCUUUUUAAAAAGAAGUGUGGCAUUUCAAAUAUUACUAGAGCUAUUUUCCUGAAAUACAUUUGCAAAAUGAGGCUGCUUUAUAACCAAGGAAUAUUUUUAUUGAUUAAAGAAAAUGACUGUACUGCUAUUCAAAAGUAAACUUAUUUUAUUAUGUAGCUUAUUUCUUAAAGACUCUAUUUAUACUUUAAUAUGCAAUCCCAGAUUAUACUGAACUUGGGUGUCUAUAAUUCUUUCUGUUAAAUAUAAAACACUGUUAGAAACAGUAAUGCCAACACUGAAUCUAUUUUGAGAUCAGAGAACCAAUUGUUCUCAUAUUUAGGAUUAUUAAAUCCAUGUAAUAGGUAUGUUUACAGGUACUGUACAUACAAAUUCAGUGUUUUCAUUUGUGUUUUGCUUAUUAAAUGUCAAAAUUCACUCCUCGAGCAUUAAUAAAGA
Messenger RNA from Pteronotus mesoamericanus, 3618 nucleotides. RefSeq names its product CAP-Gly domain containing linker protein family member 4 (gene CLIP4). Bases 135 to 2246 code for a protein of 703 amino acids. Gene Ontology annotation, cellular component: cell cortex; nucleus; cell tip. NCBI's taxonomy places the organism in Eukaryota, Metazoa, Chordata, Mammalia, Chiroptera, Mormoopidae. Gene Ontology annotation, biological process: cytoplasmic microtubule organization; nuclear migration involved in conjugation with cellular fusion; establishment of mitotic spindle orientation. The transcript is spliced from 16 exons. Gene Ontology annotation, molecular function: microtubule plus-end binding. The record is from RefSeq and is a predicted model, not a curated record.